UAAAACCCGUUGAAUAAUCUGUAAUAACCGAUACAAUAAAGAUCAAAUCAAAACAAAUAUAUCUUCAAUUACAAAAAUAGGAGGAAAACAAAAAAUAUUUCCAAUGAAGUCUUUGUAUCUUAAAAACAAAAGAAAAAAACAAAAACUAUUAAAAGAGGAACUCAGCUUAAAGCCACUAGCACGCACAUACACAAAAUUUAGCAGCUGACGGCUAGACCUAGUAAAGCGUACUGCUUCACACUCUCGGGAUUAAGAAAAAAAUGUUUCAUAUAAUCGUAAUCAUACAAAUAUAGUAAUUAAUCUCCAAAACACAUAUUAAUAAAACCAGACACCAAUCGUAAUCGAGUGGCCACGUUAUAUUACGUGCGACUCCUCAUCUACCACCUAAUUGCUCUCCUCUCCUCUUUGUCACUGUCAUCACAUUUCUCUUUCGCCCCUCUCCUCGCCGCGAUCCUCGUAAGGAUGGAUAAUAGUUCUGAGUCUGAGUCAGAGGUUAGUGAGUCCGAGAUUGCUGACUACUCUGAGAAGCCUUAUAAGCAACUGAGAGACGGAGAGCUGAAGGUUAAGGUAAAGGUAGACACUUUCAAGUGCCCUUUUUGCUCUGGUAAGAAGAAGCAGCACUACAAGUACAAGGAGCUCCUCGCUCACGCCACUGGUGUCGCCAAAGGAUCCGCCGCUAGAAACUGUAAGCAGAAAGCUAAUCACUUGGCCUUGUCAAAGUACCUCAAGAACGAGCUUGCUGGCGACGCUGAGCCCCCACGCCUUCAGCUUACAGUGUACUCUGCUAACCAGAGCCAAGCUGUUGUGAAUGACAUGUAUGUCUGGCCUUGGAUGGGGAUUGUCAUCAGCCCUUUGAGAGGAAACGAUGACAAGAGUCUGCUUCUUGAUUCGGCGUAUUGGUUGAAGAAGCUUGCGAGGUUUAACCCUCUUGAGGUGAAGACCAUUUGGGUUGAGGAGGAUUCUGCGGUUGCUGUGGUUCCUAGGUUCAGCGGUGGUAUGGAUGGGUUCACGAGUGUUACAGAGCUUGAGAAGGAGUACGAGGUGAAGCGGUGCGGGAAGAAGGACUGGAGUUAUAAGACAGGAGACUGGAGGUUCAAGACUUAUGGGUGGUGCGCGCGUGGGGAUGAUUACAACUGCCAAGGGUCGAUAGCUGAGUACCUGUCGACGGUGGGGAAGCUGAGAAGCUUCUCUGAUAUCUCCAAGGAGGAAAUGCAGAAAUCGAGUAUCGUUGUGGAUGAUCUAGCUGAUAAAAUUGCUAAGAAGAAUGAGGAUUAUAACCAGGUCCAGUACAAGUACAACGAGCAGAUCAUCUCUCUGCAGAGGGUUCUCAGGCAGAAAGAGGAGCUGGACCAAACUUAUAAAGAAGAAACAAAAAGGAUGCAGGAGAUUUCGCAGCGCAAUGUCUACAGGAUCUUACAAGAGAAAGAGAUGCUGAGCAAGAAACUGGAGUAUAGGAUGAAGGAUUUGGAUGCUUGGUCCAAAGAAUUGGACAAGAAACAAGCGUUAACUGAACUGGAGAGACAAAAGCUUGAGGAAGAGAAGAAGAAGAACGAUGCGGUGAACUCCUCUCUUCAGUUAGCUUCACUGGAGCAGAAAAGGACGGAUGAUCGUGUACUGACACUUGUGGAAGAUCACAAGAGGAAAAAAGACGAGGCAUUGAACAAGAUCCGUCAGCUAGAGGAGGAGUUGAACAACAAGCAGAAACUUCAGAUGGAGAUUCAAGAGCUGAAAGGGAAGCUGAAAGUCAUGAAGCAUAGGGAAGAUGAAGAUGAUGAGGACGUUAAGAAGAAAAUGAAAAAGAUGAAUGAGGAGCUAGAGGAGAAGUGCUCUGAGUUGCAAGAUCUGGAGGAUACUAACUCGGCCCUCAUGAUCAAAGAAAGGGAAAGCAAUGAUGAGAUACAAGAAGCACGUCAAGAGUUGAUUGGGGGAUUGAGUGGAUUGUUGAGUGAUCGAACCAACAUCAGAAUAAAGCGGUUGGGGGAACUCGAUGAAAAGCCAUUCUUGAAAGCAUGCAAGAAAAGAUUCAAAGGUGAAGAAGCUGAGGUGCAGUACGCCAUUCUUUGCUCAAAAUGGCAGGAAACCCUCAAGGAUUCAGGAUGGUAUCCAUUCAAACGCGUGGGGACUGAAGACAAAAUGAAGGAAGUGGUGGAUGAAGAAGAUGAGCAGCUUAAGAGCCUGAGAGAAGAGUGGGGUGAAGAAGUGUUGGAGGCAGUGAAGACAGCACUGGAGGAGCUGAAUGAGCAUAACCCAAGUGGGAGGUACUCAGUCCCAGCACUGUGGAAUUUUAAAGAGAAAAGAAAAGCUACACUCAAAGAAGUGAUCGAAUACAUGACGCUGCAGAUCAAGAAUCUCAAGAAUCUCAAACGCAAAAGAAAGGGAUAAGGAAGCAGAGACGCUGGAGGAAGAAUGAAAACGUGGUCUUUUUAUUAGGAAAUUGAUAAUUUAUGAACCGAUGUUGUUUCCAACGAUCAAUAAUGUUCUUACAGUUUCACGGUGCAUUUGUCAGUGUUUUAGACUACAGUUUAUAAAAGUCCUGGCAGUUAAAUUUAUUUAUUUCCUAUAAAUAUUAUAGCUAA
Brassica rapa (field mustard) is the source of this 2576-nucleotide messenger RNA. RefSeq names its product factor of DNA methylation 5. The record is from RefSeq and is a predicted model, not a curated record. Gene Ontology annotation, biological process: gene silencing by siRNA-directed DNA methylation. NCBI's taxonomy places the organism in Eukaryota, Viridiplantae, Streptophyta, Magnoliopsida, Brassicales, Brassicaceae.